Messenger RNA from Oldenlandia corymbosa var. corymbosa, 2034 nucleotides. Lineage: Eukaryota; Viridiplantae; Streptophyta; Magnoliopsida; Gentianales; Rubiaceae. The record is from the annotation of a GenBank genome assembly.
ACACGAUUUAGUUAGUAUUGUAUGUACAGAUAGUACAGUUAUCAAAAGAAUAAUAACAACUGACAUAAUUUGAGAUGUAAUUAUGUCACUAAUCGACGUCUAUUUAGUUAUUCCACUAACCUUCCACCCAGGAGAUGACUUAUCGAAAAUCAUUUUACUUACUAAUUUCUACACGAGUACAGAGUAUUUUUUACAGUCUAGUCUUCAAUCAUCUGUGCCAUUUUUUAUAUCAAAGCGUGUUUUUUUCGCUAAAUACCGAAAAAUCCACCAAACAAUACAUCAUGAAACAGUUAUAUUCCACUGUUAAUAAAUCUAUAAAGCGUCACAGAAAAUAUUACACAACAUAACAAUAUCAUGGAAGGUGAAGUUCACCGUGAUCAGAUGCGUGUAAGAUAUGAAGGACUAGUAAGGAAGUAGGGAAAGAUAGAAAGAAGAGGGGGAGUUGUCGGGAUGAAGUUUUUGAUAGAAAGAGAAUGGGAACAGAAAGAGAAAUUGGGUCGGCCAAAAGUCCAGCAAUGAUAAGGACACCUUGGUUCAAUUGUUGUCUCCUUACUGUCUUCUACCGCUCUUCCCGGGCUCUUUCCUCUGUCCCCUCUUCCCUCCACAUUUAUACAUCACCCCCACAUUACUCCUCCUCCCAAAUUUCUCAAACACAAAACAAAUCCGAAUUUCGCUUUUACAACCAACCAACAUCCUUUUUUAUAUAUAUAUAUACACAAACAAACACAAACUCACACAAUCAAUCACACGUUUGUAUCGGAUUCUGUGAGACUUCUUACAACUCCUCUGUUUUUUCUGAAAGAAAGAAAGGUGAAUAUACGGGGUUAAAUCUGUUCUUCUGGUAAAAUGGAUCUUCAAUUGGGACUUGCUUUUUCAAGUGGUACGAUGGAUAAAGGGUUCGACUUGAAUUCCUCUGAAAUUGAGGUUAGAGGGGAUUCUGAGGCUAGCCCAUUUGGCAAUUCUGAAUGCAAUUUCAAGAAACGCAAUUUUGGUGAAGCAUUUGAAGAAGAGGGAAGAAGAAUUGAUGUUCCUCGAACUCUGCCUUUGCUCGUGUGGGAUAAACAGGGAGGAGAUGAUCUGGAUGAUGAAGCUGACAGCAGCUCUGUGAUGAAUAACAACAAAAGUGAAAGAAAUGAUGUUCAUGGUGGUGUGGUAGGUUGGCCUCCACUUAAUCCAUGGAGGAAGAAAAUUUGCCAGAGCAACCACCGUCAAGGAUGUGCCGUCAACUGUGUAGCGGUGGAGAACGGCGGCGGCGGAGCUGGCAUCAGAGGGAAGAAUUCUAUGUACGUGAAAGUGAAAAUGGAAGGUGUUGGGAUUGCGAGGAAAGUGGACUUAAACCUCCACUAUUCUUACCAGACUCUUCUUCAAACUUUGAUUGGCAUGUUUGGAAAAUAUCAGGAAAGUGUUCAAUUUUACCAGCUUGAAUACCAAGAUGAGGAAGGUGAUUGGCAACCAGUGGAAAAUGUCAAUUGGGGAAAGUUCAAAAGGACUGUGCAACGUCUGAAAUUGGUGAGGAAAGGAUGAUGGCAGGCAACUUCUGUGGCUGAUUAUCUUCUAACUACAGUAGCAGAGUUCAUCACCAUCAUAUUGCAGUUUCUAGCUUAUAAUAAGAUCAGCAUAGCUGCAGAAUUAUACUACAUGUUUUUUUUCUUAAAAAAAGAAGAGUUUAUAUAUAACAUCUAAGUUCUUAGUUUAUAUAGAAAUGUCGUCUUGUAGAGAAGUUGCUUGGUGGGAUUAAGCAUUUUGUAUUUUGCAUCAAGAAGAAAAAUUUGAGAUGAUGAGUUGUAGCUAAUGGGAAAAAACAGCCAACCUCUCUCAAUUUUGUGUUAGAAAUCUAGCAAAAAUCUAUCCAGAUCAGUGUUAUAUUUCACUAACAUUGCAUCUGCAGUUUGGUUUUAAUAAUUCUAUUUGUGAGAAGAGCCCCUAGGAAUCGAUUCUCGGUCUCUCAUGAAAUUCCUCUCUCUAAAUUAUUGGGACAACUCUCAAUUCCUAACAUUGUAAAAAAUAGCUAUAACAAUGGAAUUUGAAUCUUAC